AUGCGAAAUCAUUCUCAGCUCCAUGAAUUUCUCCUAACAAUAAAAUGGGCAGUGAGUGUAUACAUUCGAUGGCUUUAUGAAAACCUGUUAACACUGAUGGGGAUAAAAUCUGGAAAAACACAAUCGUUGAAUGUCGAAUACGUAGCUCAAACGAUUCGAGAACGUCCAAAUGGUAGUCAAAUAAAAAUUCAACGCCAUGAACGUAAUUCACCAUCAAACUCGAUACGUCAUACUAACACAAGUAGCAUCACUAACAAAACAUAUUCCGUGCAUAUGGGUUCAGCAAAUCUUAUUUUAUCUAUUGAUAAAUCAGCCAGAACGGUUAUAUGCGAGCCAGGUGUCACUAUGGAAGAAUUAGUAGAUGCGUUAUUAGCAUAUGAUCUCGUGCCUACAGUUGUUCCGGAAUUUAAAAAUUUAACAGUUGGUGGUAUAUUAGCUGGAGCUGGUUUGGAAAGUUCAAGUUUUCGGCACGGACAAUUUUCUGAUUCGUUAAUCGAAGCAACAUAUGUUUUGAGUAACGGAGACUUGAUAACAUGCAGUCCAACGAAAGAUUCUGACCUUUUCUAUGGAGCAUUAUGUUCUUGUGGAACAUUUGGAUUAUUGAUUCGUGCAACGUUACGCGUAUUAGAUAUACCGUUUAAUUGUUUCGUGCAGUGUAAUUAUCAUUGGACAAAGGAACCAAUUGAAUUUAUCUCGACUCUCGAUUAUGAGCAUUAUGAAGUAGAUUAUAUAGAUGCAAUUGUUUUUUCCGAUUAUUCGGUUGUUAUCACGGGACAACGUAUCGAUGAAUCCUCAAUACCAAAAGGCGAACGUAUACAGCGAUUUUCACGUUCGUGGGAUCCUUGGUAUUAUCAGCAUGUGAAAAAGCUUCAUGAUCGUAGUCGUCAAACUGUAAUUUGUGAAUAUAUUCCAUUGAAAGAUUACUUAUUUCGAUAUGAUCGAGGUGCAUUCUGGAUGGGACAUUACCCUCUUUAUCCAUUCGAUGAUAAAACCCAACAUUUACCAUUCUAUCUUCGAAAGCUCCUCAAUUUAAUUCCAUUCGGUGGUUACAACAUCAUAAGUAGAACACUUCUUUCACCUCUCUUUACUACCUCAGCACUCUACCAACGUCUUCAUGCAUCUUGCGUGUCUCUCAUUGCUGAUACAUUACUUAUUCAGGAUAUUUACAUUCCAAUAUCUCAAUCAAAGCAAUUCUUAACUUUCUUGCAAACGGGACAGUUGUUUACCGAGAAGGACGAAAGAAUAGAACCUAUAUGGCUUUGUCCAAUACGAUCAAGUUCCACAGCACAAAAACUAAGUCCUCAUUAUACUGAUAAAGAUCAAUUAUUUAUCAAUUUUGGUUUAUGGUCUCAUCAAUAUCGUUGGCAAACGGGCUCAUCCGGCGGAAAGAAUGCAUCAAAAGUAUUAGAAAACGAAGCAAAAAAUUUGCGAGGAAGAAAAAUGUUAUAUGCGCUCAGCUUCUAUUCUCAAGAGCAAUGGUCAACUAUUUAUGACAUGCGAUGGUAUAGACAGAUGAAAAAGAAGUGGGAUCCGAGUUAUGCUUGGGGAGACGUAUGGUGUUCGCACUGUCGUCGAAUGCAUCCAGAUUACGAACAAGCAGCAACGAAGUUAUCCAAGAGUCUAGACAAUCCAAUCUAUUUGGCAAAGCUGGAUUGUACCAACAUUACGGAACCACGAUGUUCCAAACGAUAUAAUAUUGAUGGUUUUCCAACAUUACGAAUCUAUCGAUACGGUCAAUACCAUGACGAAGAAUUGAAUGCUUUCAAUCGAACGACUGACGAGCUAGUCAAAACAAUGAAAGCUUUAAAAAGUAUGAGCACACAACGAAACAUGAUCAACACUCAAGCACAUGGGAUAAAAGAUGAAACGAACAAAGGAAUGGUGAAUAAUUUCUAUCUAUGGUCGCUGAUCGGGAUAUUCUAUUAUAUUCUACGAAAAUUUUUCAUAUAA
Molecule: messenger RNA, 1950 nt
Organism: Adineta ricciae
Lineage: Eukaryota; Metazoa; Rotifera; Eurotatoria; Adinetida; Adinetidae
Source: the annotation of a GenBank genome assembly